UACGGUGUUUCGUAUAUCUGGCCAAAUCAUAAUGUUUAUCCACCUAUCAAAUAUACACGGAUACUAAUAGACCGGUCAGGAGAUAUUCGUCAGUCUACGUCUAAGCUUAGCCGAGUAAGGUUGCCUAAAGAAACAGCCGUUUAAAAAAUAUAUAUACAUUUUUUUUUGACUGUAAACUAUUAUCGGUUAUAUAAUUGUUUUAAAUUUUUAUAACUUCAUUUUUUUUCACUCUUACUGUUUAAACUCAAAAAAAACAUGAAAUCCUUCGCCGUGGUAUUGGUUGUCACAAUGAGCUUGUGUGGAUUUUUCACCCACUCCAAUGGUCUGUCAUGUUACCAAUGCAGUUGGACAGACACAUCGUGUGCAACAGAGAAAACUGAUUCGAAAUUGAAGAAGAUCGAUUGUGCAACUGCACCGGCACCUGGAGGAGCACCAACCCCGGCACCAGGAGGAGCACCAACCCCGGCACCAGGAGGAGCACCAACCCCGGCACCCGGAGGAGCACCAACCCCGGCACCCGGAGGAGCACCAACCCCGGCACCCGGAGGACCAUCAACCCCGGCACCCGGAGGACCAUCAACCCCGGCACCUGCAAAACAAGCCUUGUUCAAGAAUAAUAAACUGUUUCACGGUAUGGCUGAUCCUACUUACUAUUGUUUCAAGGUCAACAUAAAAGCAAAUUCUUCCGCCACUCCCGCUGUAGAACGCGGCUGCAAGACGACCAACAAAGCUGAUGACUGUGUGGUAAUCGAUAAGGCUGCACAUGCCACAGCCGUUGCAGAGAGCUGUGUGGUUUGCAGCAAGGACAACUGUAAUGGAAAUGGUCAGUCUAUGGUCACAGGGUCUGCGGUGCAGUGCGCCCUCAUAUCCUCCCUGGUGGUUGCCAAGAUGUUUUUCCAAACCAAGUGA
Molecule: messenger RNA, 909 nt
Organism: Rhopalosiphum padi (bird cherry-oat aphid)
Lineage: Eukaryota; Metazoa; Arthropoda; Insecta; Hemiptera; Aphididae
Product: zinc finger and BTB domain-containing protein 45-like
Exons: 3
Coding region: 256-909 (217 amino acids)
Biological process (GO): regulation of synaptic transmission, cholinergic; positive regulation of voltage-gated potassium channel activity; sleep
Source: RefSeq, a predicted model, not a curated record